CCGCGCUGUCCCCGCCUCCUAUUGUCGCUGCGGUGGCGGCUGCCGGCGUUGGGCGAGGGCCGCGGCGCACUCCUCCCCCUGGGGCCGAGCGAAAGGGGCGUCGCCGCCGCCGCCGCCAUGGCCGGUUGUUGUCAGUCGCUGGCAGCGGGUUAUGGCGACGGCGGUGAAUGAAUUCUCCGGGCGGCAGAGGGAAAAAGAAGGGCUCAGCCGGCUCCAGCUCCGCGCCCCCGGCCGCCGGGGCCUCAGCCUCCUCGCCGCCCGGGCCGGCCCCCCCCGUGCCGCCGGCGGGGGCGGCGGCAGCGGCCUCCCCCCACAAGCGGAACCUGUACUACUUCUCGUACCCGCUCUUCGCCGCCUUCGCCCUGCUCCGCUUCGUCGCCUUCCAGCUCGGGCUGCUCUUCGCCUGGCUCUGCGAGCGCCUCUCCCGCGGCGCCCUCAUGGCCGCCAAGGGCAGCAGGGCCGGGGCCGGCGACGCGCCCGAGCCCGGCGGGGCGCCCGAGACGGUGCGGGCCUGUCACAAGCGGGCCUUCGAGUGCAUCUCCAUGGCGCUGCGCAUCGACGAGGACGAGAGAGCAGGACAAAAGGAACAAGCUGUUGAAUGGUAUAAGAAAGGAAUUGAAGAACUGGAAAAAGGAAUAGCUGUCUUAGUAAUUGGUCAAGGUGAGCAGUGUGAACGGGCUCGACGUCUGCAGUCUAAAAUGAUGACAAAUUUGGCAAUGGCCAAGGAUCGCUUGCAGCUUUUAGAGAAGCUGCAGGCAGUUUUGCAAAUUUCCAAGCCGCAAACGGAGGUCUAUAAUGACAGUACUAACCUGGCAUGCCGCAAUGGACAUCUCCAGUCAGAAAGUGGAGCGGUUCCAAAAAAGAAGGAUCCCUUAACGCACACAAGCAAUUCCCUUCCUCGUUCAAAAACUGUUGCAAAAACUGGAUCCACAGGCCUUUCAGGUCACCAUAGAACUCCUAGCUACAGUGGGAUAUCAUCAUCUUCUGUGUCUAGACCAGCACCUAAUCCUGCAGCUUCAACUCACAAGGCUGCUCCUAAAAAUAGCAGAACAAAUAAACCUUCUACUCCUACCACUGCUCCUCGAAAAAAGAAAGACUUGAAGAUAUUUAGAAAUGUGGACAGUAAUCUUGCUAAUCUUAUCCUGAAUGAAAUUGUUGAUAGUGGUCCAGCUGUCAAAUUUGAUGAUAUCGCAGGGCAGGAGCUGGCUAAACAAGCUUUGCAAGAAAUUGUUAUCCUUCCUUCGCUUAGACCUGAGUUAUUUACAGGACUUAGAGCUCCUGCACGUGGAUUAUUGCUGUUUGGCCCACCAGGAAAUGGGAAGACAAUGUUGGCCAAAGCAGUUGCUGCAGAAUCAAAUGCUACUUUCUUUAAUAUAAGUGCAGCGAGCCUAACUUCAAAAUACGUGGGUGAAGGGGAGAAACUGGUGCGUGCUCUAUUUGCAGUAGCCAGAGAACUUCAGCCUUCUAUAAUUUUUAUUGAUGAAGUUGAUAGCCUUUUGUGUGAAAGACGAGAAGGUGAACAUGAUGCUAGUAGGCGUCUAAAAACAGAAUUUUUAAUAGAAUUUGAUGGUGUGCAGUCUUCUGGAGAGGACAGAAUACUUGUGAUGGGAGCAACAAACAGGCCACAGGAGCUUGAUGAUGCUGUUCUCAGACGAUUCACCAAACGGGUAUAUGUGUCGUUACCAAAUGAGGAAACAAGAUUGGUUUUGCUAAAAAAUCUUCUAAGCAAGCAAGGAAGUCCAUUGACCCAAAAAGAGUUGGCACAACUAGCUAGAAUGACAGAUGGAUACUCUGGAAGUGAUUUAACCGCAUUAGCAAAGGAUGCAGCGCUGGGCCCUAUUCGAGAAUUAAAACCAGAACAGGUGAAGAACAUGUCUGCCAGUGAGAUGAGAAAUAUCAAACUGUCAGAUUUCACUGAGUCUUUGAAGAAGAUAAAGCGCAGUUUGAGCCCUCAGACCCUGGAAGCAUAUAUUCGCUGGAACAAGGACUUCGGAGAUACCACGGUGUGAAGCACUGCUUGAAGUGAAACAAAGUGCUGCCUAAGGAGCAAUUGGUACAGACUACUGGAAAGCAGCCAGAGUUUACAGGACUUUACAGAUCUCUAAGUAUCUGCAUUAAAACUUGAGAUUAAGAAAAAAAAAAUAUACAAUGUGAAAUAUGUUCAUCAAAGCCUCCUUGCCGUUUAGUGAGGAUUUACACACUGUAAGCAAGAGCACAAUAGGACUUGAGACAAGAUUCCUAGCAAUCCAGUUAUGGUUUGAACAGUAAUAUAUGUGUUUUGUUUCAGCUAGAAGGCUCUGAUGAUAUUGAUCAUUGGAAAACCUUUUCCCUAUGUUGUGUGUGUGGUUUUUUGUUUUUAGUUUUGCCAUGAAGUUGAUGUCUGGCUUUCUUCCUGAUAACUACUAACUUAAAAUUGGAGGUUUGUAACUUUGGCUCCGUUUUUGACUUUUUUAUCCUUAAUGUGCCAAAUAAAACAAUUUCCCUAUGCAGAGAGGAAGAACAGCAAUGGGGAAUUAAAUUAUGAUUAUUGAAAUGUAAAAAGCAGCUGGUCUGUUAUUAUUUGUCUUUUUGUUUAGUUGUAAUGUGACUGUAUUGUUCACACAACAGUUUUAAAGAAGACCUUUGAUAGCAGAACAGCAAAAAAACCCAACCCUAUAAAACCAAUUCAAACUGUCUUUUAAAAAAAAGUAAUACUAAAUAAAAAAAAUAGACUAAGACAUUCAUUUACUGGCAGUAUUUUCUCUUAAUGCAUUUUGUAAUGCUUUCAUUGGUAGAAUGUUAGCUUACGCUUAUGGUGUACAACUUGAAGCCCAGCUGAUGUUUGGAGAGUAAGUGAUGCUAAUUGUCAAGUUUCACAAAUGACGUGUUUCUACUCUGUAUUUUGGUCUGUUUAUGAUAAUUGAAAGUAAAAUUUCCAUUGUGAUAAUUUUUUUAAUCUAUACAUGUAAGCAUUAAAAUACCAGGCUACAUGUUUAAUACAUGGCACACAUUAAUGUUUUUAUAGCUUUCAUAUGUUUUGGUUUAUAUAUUAAAGUAUGAAACACUCAACUGAUCUGCUUUUUUAAAAAGAAACCGCAUCUUUGUACAAAUACUUGUUUUUAUUAUAUAAAUGACAAGCUAUUAAAAAAACCCCACUUAAGUGAUAGCCUUUAAAUAUUGUAAUAAAGGAAAACAUCUUUGCCUUUACUUCUAAAGGCCUGACAUCUUGCUUACAAAUUCUACAUAGAAUAAAUGCAGAUGUUUGCUAGGUAGAACACUAGUUCCUUGUUAGAGCAGGUUUGUGGGAUUUGUUUUCUUGUUUUGUUUUAAAAAAAGACAACUCUCCCAAUUUGGUGAUAAUACAAAAACGCAUAUUGUUUACAGUUUAAACUAAAUUGAGUUAUAAGCGUCGUUUGCUUUUGGUCUUAACAGAAAACUUUGUUCUUAAUUUUUCAUUUAACUUAUUUUUUAUUGGUAGGAGUAAGUCAGAUAUUUCUGGAACUACUCACCUGAAAGUUGGCUAUAAAUAAUAUAUAUGUGUAUGUACAUAUGGAAAAAACCCUAGCUGAUAGAUGCGGUGUAAGGUAUAGUAAUAAUACCCAGAGAGGACUCUGUGCUCACGGCAUAGUAUCGGGUACUAAAUAGCAGAGACUGUAUCAACCUUUUGAGACGCACAGAUGCAAUAUGUUUGGGAUUCUUGGGUUUUUUUAACCAGAGGUGCUUUUAACUGAUUUUAAGAUUAAAAGCAAUUAAAUAGGAGAAGAUUGUGUUACACUAGUAUGCCUUUUGAAAUAGUCUAACCAAACCACUUGUAGCCUUCCAAGGCUAUGACUCUCUCAAAUGUAUGUCUGAUGUAAAUAAAACAUGUGACUUCUGUUCCUCUGAUUCACUUUCCUGGAGAAGAGAGAAAUGCUAAAAGACUUCAGUUUCUUAAAGCUCAUUUAUUGCGUGCUUUGCCUUAGUUCUGCCUUCAGUAGACCAUCUCUGUUGUUGGAGAUUCCUGGCUGACUUGAUCCAUAUUUGCCAUGUACUUCAGUGCUACGCAUGAAUAUUACUGUUUUAUUAGCAUCUGCUAGAGAGCUGAACAGCUAAGAAAGGCCCUUCGUCUUCCUUUUCAUAAAGCUUGUAAACUUUCUUUGCAAUCCUUUGCAAAUGAAAACUUUGAGGGUAACACUUCUGGCUUUGAGUAUUCCUAAAUAUUUGUUCUCAAACUCUGUUCUCCUCCACUUAAUUUUGAGGAAUAUACUGGUAUUUAUUUCAAAUACAUAUCUAUUGGUAUGUUAUAGGUACCUGAAACGUAGAGGUAGAAGUUCCCAUCUUCUAAAACACAACUAGUAUGCGGCAUAAAGGGUCAGAAGUCUGAGCUGCCACUUCAGAAAGAAAAGGGACUAGCCCUUUCACUUGUUUGUGCAACCGGUUCAGGUCGACACAAUCUGUGUCUGGUACCACCACUUUUUGGUUAUCUGUUCUGCCCUGAUUGUUUUCUGCAUAAUGGAUGAACUACAGCUCUAUAAAUUAGUACUGGAACGCAGUAAUAACUUAAUUUUGUUCUGCAACAUCAGUUUUCCCCACAGCUGCUGGAUUUUUAGCCCGUGACCAAGUGCUGUUUAAUUUAUAAAUCUACUUCAAAUGUCUGUCUUAUGCUAUUUUCUGAAUAGUGUCUUUUAAGAAUAAUUCUGUUCCCUUUAAGGCAUUAUCUGGCAUCUUCUGGUUUCAUGUUUUAUGUGUACUGGGUCCCAGCUCAGUGAUUUUUCAUCUAUGGGUUGGAGUAACUGUUUACAAGAGCAGAUUGGGCAGGGGGACGGACAUGAACAAAAAACCAACACCUCACCCCCCAAAAAAACCCCAAAUACCUGUAUUUCCCAAAUCUAUGCUAUUUUAUAUAGAACUUUGCAACUGUAUUUACCACAAAAUCAGAUUAUGUUCUAAUACAGUAUUUUGAAUUAGGAUAGGAUAAGCAGGACAGCAGCUUGGAUGCUUUUAACCUUUGCAAAGACUGGCAUUACAUUAGCGCUCUAAACUGCCUUUUUUUCUUUUUUUUUCUUUUUUUUUUUCCUCCUUUCCUGAAUCUCCCCACUACUGAUGAGUGACUUGACCCACUUUCUUGAGAUGAUCAGGAAGCAGCUUUUCUGCCCCUCUGCAAGUGUUUUACUGACUUAAAGUGUAGCAGUUACUGGAGGGAGGAUAAAAAAACCAAACAUAAGCCCCCUGGUUUUUUUAACAACCUUCUUCAUAUAUCUUUGUCUCUUUUUAUUAAUCAGGAAACGCACCUUUUACUUUCCUACGUGUUGGAAGAACAGUGUUUUCUCGGGCAGCAAAUUGCUGCUUUUGGUGGCAUAACAGGAUGGAAAAACUCAAGGACUGUGUGAUGCUCUUUCUCCUUAAAAUGAAAAUUUGUCACCUGUUAUGAUGUUGCCUUUACUAAAGUUGACUUUUCUGUAAGAGUACACCAAACCUGUACAGGUUCUCUCCUUGCAGCUAAGACAAAGGCAACGCUGAAUAUUAAAGAUAAGCCUUAAACUAGAAUAUUUAUGUACGUCUAAGUCUCUCUGUCCUGUUAGUUUCUUAGACUUUACAAAGUUCAGUGUAUUAGAAGUUGGCAUUCUGCCCCUGAGACGUCUUAUUGACUUCAGAAGGUCAGUCGCUAAUACAGUUUUGUUGAAUAUGGCCCUGCAACUAACUUUAUGUAGAUAAUAAAUGUGAUAGUAACACUUUAAAAUGGAGAAGAAUGGGAUCUCUGAACUGAGAAAGGAAUUUGUUGUCAUUGCACUAAUUAGAGGCCAUUGCUGAUUUCACUGUUAAGAUUUUCUCAAAUGUUUUUAAAAUUACAGUUUUUAUAUACACAACUUAGACAAUUAACCUUACUGUCUGGUGUAGAAUAAAUAGUACUUUUUGUAUUCUAAACAAGCAUUUUUUAGCACUGCUUGGCACUGCUGCCAAGUCCAUCUUGUGGAAUUGAAUUACUUUGCACUGGGAACACUGAAGUCAGAUAUGCUGGCAAAUGGAACUGAGACGUCUGUUCUGCAACCACUGUGGAAAGCAGCGUUCCCCUCAGGGCUUCCUUAAACACCCGUUGUCAAACUGUGCCCUAGAUUCGUGUAGUGCUUUCCUACCCAAGACAUGGAUAAUGCAUAGCUGUGCCUAAGACACGCUCACCUACGUACUCCAGAGCUUUAGUGAUGCUUCUGCGUGUGGCAGCUUUGGGAGGCGGCAAGCGCCAAUGCAGGUUCCAAAUCUUCAUUGUCUGACGGUCUCAAGUUCCAUCGUGUUUUUAGUGUUGGGGACUUCUACCAGAUAUCAAAAAUGGAAUGAACAGUAGCAAGCAGGUAGUGAAUGCAACUAAUUAUCUCAGUCAUUGUGCUAAUUAAGAGCCAGUUGCUGAUUUCAUUGUUCGGUUCUCUUGAACUGCUAUUUAGUGUUGAAGGAUGUUGUUUUAUUCACCUAUGUGAAUUUUCAUGUGUAGCAUGAGCUGCUGUUCAUCCUAAGAGAUGAAAAAUAGAUCAGUUUGGAUUUUUUUAGAAUUUUUUCUUUCAAUGUUAUUUUUGGGUUUUUUUUCUUUUAAAUACUGUAACUAUUAUUCCACAGGACGAGGACGUUAAACUGUUGCUUUCUGCAAAUACAAAAUCAUCUUCUGAAGUAUGGGGAAAUGUGUAUUGUGUUUUUCCUGCUUCUCGUGUAAAUCAUUAACUGUCUUAGAGUGGAAACUGUUUACUUUGUCAAUAACUACCUCCUGAGUUCAGCAAUAAUUGGCAAGGUAUACGCUCCUCCAGUAGAUUAAAUAUAUUGGCUAAACACUGUGGGUUCUUCAGAGUUUGAUCUUUUGGUUUGCAGAUUCUUGAUGUGAUGUCUGGAAACUAUGGUGAUCAACCUUGUUUUGCUGCAAGACUUUCCUUGCCUUCACAAGACGCAUCUCUUAAAAUCCUGUUUCUGAGAAGUGGCUUUGAGGUAGGAGGUCAAUGUUCCUUGUAGUUGGUUAAGGCAUAUUCUUCUAAGAUGCUAGGGGUGUAGCCUCUCAGUUCUGCGGGGAAGAAAGUACUUCAUCUAAUCCUCGCACACCUAUCAAAGGGACUGGAAACAUAGAAACUUUUUGCCACAUGAUUGAAAUUUUCAUUCAUCUGAAGGGCUAGUCAGAAUUUUUCAGAAAUCUGGAUUAAAGUGACAAAAACCAAAGGUGGAGACAAAAUGCUAUACCCCGCCCCCAUUAAAUAUAUUGGACGCCUCCAGUCUGGGAUGGGGUUAAUUCUUGUAUUUUGUUGUUUUGAGCACUUUUGUUUCAUUGUAAAAAUGUUUUCUGAAAUGUUAAACACCAUUUUAUUAAUAAGCAAUGUAAAAAAGCAUGAUGAGCACAUAGCUUUAGCUUCACAAUAAAAUGUUGCAUUUGUCCUGUUCUUAUUGUUUUCUUGUCUGUUUAUCAGAUGAAAUAUCCAAAACUAAGAGCCUUUUAACGAAACCUGAAACCUAUUAAAUUGCUGCUGGUUUAAAAAAAAUAAUAAAAAAUCAGGCGUUGUAUACCAUAUGAUAGAACAAUAAAUAUGUAAAUACCUCAUUUAGUUUCUAAGGGACAUAGCUCAAGUUCUUAAAACUAAUGUAAACAGAAGUGCUACUUCCUAAAUAAAUGUGCUGAAACUGAAAGUGUGUGCUUAUCCUAGUAUUGCUAAAUCAUAAUGAAAACCGGGAGGUUUCACAUAACUAAUUCUGGUAGUCAUGGUGAAGUCCUGAAAAUAGCUAUUUGGAGACAGUUGACUUGGUUUCAAAAUGGCACCUUUUCUUUUGCCGGGGGGGAGAACGCUGCUAUUACUUUUGAGAUAAUAAUCUAAAUUCUUCACUUAUCCUCCUCUUGUUACUGUUUGUAAUUCUUUGUAGCCAUUGUCUUGAGGCUGCAUGUGGAUGGCUAACAACUACUGAGGCUUUCUGUUCUUACAGUUACAUCCUGAAUAUAACAUAAAAGGUUGGAUCAGAGUAACUUUAGUAUGACAUAUCUGGCAGCUUUAGGGGUCGCAAAAAGCAGCCAUGACCACUGCCUUCAACACGUCAUCGUAUCUAUCACUGUUAGGGCAAGCAAACCAAAUAAAAAUCGACACAGCAAUCAGGGAAAAAAAACCCAAAGUUUUGGAUUUAUGACUGAAGCAUAAGAGCUAUUACUGCUUCUGUCGGGCAUUAAUUCCUUGGGACAGAAAGACGCCCUUGUUGUCUAUGUGGCAUAAUUACCUGGUAUCUCUUUUUGGCUGAAAUGCUACUACUUGGAGGUAGAUUCCAAUCCACUGAAAUGAUUUCAGUUAGCAAUUUUGUGUAUAGGUUGCAGAUAUUCAAAUAGACAUUUAUUCUUGUAAAGGAGAUGCUCAGAUAAAUUUAGUGAAGAAGCAAGAGCCUGAAAACAAUACCCCAGCACUUGCUAUGUUGAAAUCUACAGAUCACAGAUUUGGCAGCCUACCCUGCACUGAAGUAUGUUGGACUCAUUAAAAGAUAAAUCUUUUCCCGUUCCAGCCAAGAUGGUGUGAGAUAAGGCUCCGUGCCUAGUGUCAGACGCAGGCAUAUUUCAGACGAAAAUCUGCUUAUUUCUGUAUUUUAAUGUUUUAAGUUUGCCAGAGAAAAGUGAGAAAAAUUAGUUUAAAGUUGGGUUGUGUUUUGGUUGUUUUUUGGUUCUUUUUUUUCACUCAAGCCAUCUUUCUGCAAAUUUCCAAAUACUUUGUGAAAUUGCG
Chroicocephalus ridibundus (black-headed gull) is the source of this 8678-nucleotide messenger RNA. It is a transcript of the gene SPAST, whose product is annotated as spastin. NCBI's taxonomy places the organism in Eukaryota, Metazoa, Chordata, Aves, Charadriiformes, Laridae. Gene Ontology annotation, molecular function: ATP binding; ATP hydrolysis activity; microtubule severing ATPase activity. The transcript is spliced from 17 exons. The record is from RefSeq and is a predicted model, not a curated record. Gene Ontology annotation, cellular component: microtubule cytoskeleton. Bases 168 to 2009 code for a protein of 613 amino acids.